UGAACAUAGCUCAGUAUUGUCAAUCAACUCCAGAAGUUAAUCCUGGAGGAGGCUCCAUAGAUAACAGCUCGCUUUGUGCGCCAUGCGCAACCGACCUUCCUUUAGAAAGCGUACUCAAGGCACCAAAUCCAUGCUCGUGUGGCGUUCCACUCUACGUGGAUUACCGGCUCAAGAGUCCAGGAUUCUGGGAUUUUGUUCCCUAUGAAGCGCAGUUUCAGGAGUACCUGUCGUCGGGGCUCUUUCUCAACUCGUACCAGCUGGAAGUUACCACUUUCAUGUGGGAAGAAGGCCCAAGGCUCAAGAUGACGCUGAAGCUGUUCCCAAACAACACCAUUCUUUUUAAUUCGGGUGAAGUGCAGAGACUGAGAUACAUGUUCACAGGGUGGCUCAUCGCGGACUCGGAUAUAUUUGGGCCCUAUGAGCUUAUCAACUUCGACCCAGGGUGGUAUGAGAAGGUACUGCCGGGUCGUACAAAGAAAAGUCUCAGUACAGGUGCCAUUGUUGGUAUUGUGAUCGCAGCCUUUGCUGCAGCGGCAGUUCUUUCAUCACUCAUUACUCUCAUCAUAUUGAGAAGGCGUUCAAGACAGUUUUCAAAGAAACGCACCGCGAAAAGGAUUCCGAUGAAAAUUGAUGGCGUGAAAGACUUCACUUUCGAAGAAUUAUCAAACUGUACAAAUGAUUUCAGUGAGUCGGCACUAAUUGGUCAAGGAGGGUAUGGAAAAGUAUACAGGGGGGUGUUGGCUGAUGGAAAAGUAGCAGCAAUAAAACGUGCACAAGAGGGAUCUCUUCAGGGUUCAAGGGAGUUCUUCACAGAGAUAGAGUUGCUGUCCAGGCUGCAUCACCGAAACCUCGUCUCUUUGCUUGGCUAUUGCGACGAAGAGGAUGAGCAGAUGCUGGUGUACGAGUACAUGCCAAACGGUACUCUACGUGAUCAUCUUUCAGCUAAAGCUAGAGAGUCUCCAAGUUUUCCCAUGAGGCUACGAAUCGCACUGGGAUCAUCACGGGGCAUCCUGUAUCUGCACACGGAAGCGGACCCUCCGAUAUUCCAUCGCGACAUCAAGGCCAGCAACAUUUUACUCGACUCCAAGUUUGUAGCCAAGGUUGCCGAUUUCGGCCUGUCGCGCCUUGCUCCGCUGCCGGAUACAGAGGGGAGCGCCCCUGGCCACGUGUCCACCGUCGUCAAGGGCACCCCGGGUUAUCUUGACCCGGAGUAUUUCCUGACACACAAGCUCACGGACAAGAGCGACGUGUACAGCCUGGGCGUGGUGUUCCUGGAGCUGCUGACGGGGAUGCAGCCUAUUUCUCAUGGAAAGAACUUGGUGAGGGAGGUGGUGGCGGCGAACCAGUCGGGGAUGAUCCUGUCGGUGGUGGAUCUGCGGAUGGGGUCAGUGCCGGGGGAGUGCGUGGAGCGGUUCGCCGCGCUGGGGCUGCGGUGCUGCCGGGACGAGACGGACGCGCGGCCGUCCAUGGCGGAGGUGGUCAGGGAGCUGGAGACCAUCUGGCAGAUGACGCCCGACACGGACGGCGUGCCCUCGGAGUCGGUGGCCAUGGAUCCCACCCACACGCCAGCAUCGUCGUCGACAGCAACCGGGUCUCGGAUGGGCAACGAGCAGUACGACAUGUCGACGUCGGACGUGUCCGGCAGCAACCUGCUGAGCGGCGUGGUGCCCAGCAUCAACCCUCGCUGAGAAAGAUUAAUUGUUUGUUUGUGUGGAGCCUGCAUAUGUAUAUAGGAGUAUAUGGUUGCUGGUGUAUGGAUGUGUGUAUUAUGUGUCGUUUGUGCCUUUUUAGGAAUUGUGCUCUGCUGCUGGUAGAAGUUUUCGUUAGAAAUUUGUGAUUGUUCAAAUUUCCAUUUCCGUUUUCGCUGCUAGUCAGGAGCUAGUAUUACGAAUUUGUGAGCUAUUAGAAAUUUGGUUAAAAUUUGUGAUUGUUGACGUUUCUA
Molecule: messenger RNA, 1942 nt
Organism: Aegilops tauschii subsp. strangulata
Lineage: Eukaryota; Viridiplantae; Streptophyta; Magnoliopsida; Poales; Poaceae
Source: RefSeq, a predicted model, not a curated record